Molecule: messenger RNA, 5960 nt
Organism: Plectropomus leopardus (leopard coralgrouper)
Lineage: Eukaryota; Metazoa; Chordata; Actinopteri; Perciformes; Serranidae
Source: RefSeq, a predicted model, not a curated record
AGACGAGUGCGACAGUGUCUGUUAGUGCUUAGCUUACACACACCUUCUACAACAGAGAUAGCCAUCAGAAAGAGGGAACUGGCCGACGUCCUUGCUGCCUUUGCUUUUGCGGAUGUUUUAGUCUAAAUGGAUGAACAGAGCGAAGGGGAGCAUGUGCUUACGGGUCUAGAUGAGGAGGCAAUAGUUGACCAUGGGAAGACCAGCUUCACCACGCACACAAACUAUGAAAAGGAAGAUUUGGAAAGCCACAGAGCAGUGUAUGUAGGCGUCCACGUUCCUCUUGGAAGGGAGAGCAAACGGAGGCAUCGCCACCGAGGACACAAACACCACCGAAAGAAGAAAGAGAAAGACUCUGAAGAGGGGAAGGACGAUGGCAGGGAAUCCCCAACCUAUGACACACCAUCUCAGCGGGUCCAGUUCAUCCUGGGUACAGAAGACGAUGACCUUGAGCACGUCCCCCAUGACCUCUUCACCGAGAUGGACGAGCUUUCUUUCAGAGAUGGCAGCGCCACUGAAUGGAAGGAGACUGCCAGAUGGUUGAAGUUUGAAGAGGAUGUGGAAGACGGUGGGGAGAGGUGGAGUAAGCCCUAUGUGGCUACAUUGUCACUACACAGCUUAUUUGAACUACGGAGCUGCAUACUCAAUGGCACAGUCAUGCUGGAUAUGAGGGCCAACAGUAUCGAGGAAAUUGCAGACAUGGUGAUAGACAGCAUGGUGGCAUCAGGACAGCUGAAGGAGGAUCUGCGGGACAAGGUGCGGGAAGCCAUGCUGAAGAAACACCACCACCAGAAUGAGAGAAAGCUCAGCAAUCGCAUUCCUCUGGUGCGCUCCAUUGCUGACAUAGGCAAGAAACAUUCUGACCCACUCUUGCUUGAAAAAAAUGGACCACUGGUGUCUCCGAACUCGGUCCCAAACAACCUGGAUGGCAACAAGGCAGUGGAGAGGAGACCGUCCAAAGUAGGGGUCAGUAGAGAAAGCAGCAGUGUCGACUUCAGCAAGGUGGACAUGAAUUUCAUGAAAAAGAUUCCUCCGGGCGCCGAAGCCUCCAACGUACUGGUGGGAGAAGUGGACUUCCUGGAGAAGCCCAUAAUAGCCUUCGUACGACUGUCCCCUGCGGUCCUGAUCACAGGCCUCACAGAGGUGCCUGUGCCCACGAGGUUUCUUUUCUUGCUUUUGGGUCCUCAUGGCAAAGGGCCACAGUACCAUGAGAUUGGCAGAUCCAUGGCUACACUAAUGACAGAUGAGAUUUUCCACGAUGUAGCAUACAAGGCCAAAGACCGAACUGAUCUCCUCUCGGGAAUAGACGAGUUCCUCGAUCAAGUGACUGUCCUGCCUCCCGGAGAAUGGGACCCCACAAUCCGGAUUGAGCCACCCAAGAACGUCCCAUCUCAGAUGAAGAGGAAGAGACCGUCCCAACCCAACGGCACUGCGUCUCCAGCUGGAGAGCUGGAAAACGAUGAUGAUCAUCAUGCAGGGCCUGAGCUGCAGAGGACUGGGAGGAUAUGCGGAGGUCUGAUUCUGGACCUCAAGCGGAAGUUACCGUUCUACUGGAGCGACAUCAGAGACUCCCUCAGUCUGCAGUGUCUAGCCUCCAUCCUGUUCCUCUACUGCGCCUGCAUGUCCCCCGUCAUCACAUUCGGAGGUCUGCUGGGGGAGGCAACAAAAGGCAACAUAAGUGCCAUAGAGUCUCUGUUUGGAGCCUCACUGACAGGGGUGGCAUACUCCCUCUUCGCAGGCCAGCCCCUUACUAUUCUUGGCAGCACGGGGCCUGUUUUAGUGUUUGAGAAGAUCCUCUUCAAGUUCUGCAGUGACUACGGCCUGUCUUACCUGUCUCUGCGAACCAGCAUUGGUCUGUGGACAGCCUUCCUGUGUCUGGUCCUUGUGGCCACAGAUGCGAGUUCCCUGGUCUGCUACAUCACCCGAUUCACAGAAGAGGCCUUCGCUGCGCUCAUCUGCAUCAUCUUCAUCUACGAGGCUCUGGAGAAGCUCUUUCACUUGGGAGAACACUACCCCGUCAACAUGCACAACGACUUGGACAACCUUACCCUGUAUUCGUGUCAGUGCUCUCCACCAGUAAAUGCCUCCGAGAAAAUCAUGCAGGAUUGGAACCGGACAGGAUACAGCGCAGACUCGAUCCCAUGGAGCAGCCUCAAUGUUUCGAUGUGUAAGACACUCCACGGGGCAUUUUUGGGUCCUGCCUGCGGCCAUCACGGGCCCUACAUCCCAGAUGUUCUCUUCUGGUCCGUCAUCCUCUUCUUCACCACCUUCUUCCUGUCCUCCUUCCUAAAGCAGUUCAAGACAGAAAGAUAUUUUCCCACCAGGGUGCGAUCCACUAUCAGCGACUUUGCUGUGUUUAUAACCAUCAUGAUCAUGGUGUUGGUGGACUAUCUAAUGGGGAUCCCGUCUCCUAAACUUAAUGUCCCUGACCGCUUUGAGCCAACUUCAAAGAACAGAGGCUGGCUGAUGGACCCGUUAGGAGAGAACCCCUGGUGGACGCUGCUGGUGGCUGCACUUCCUGCCCUGCUCUGCACCAUCCUCAUCUUUAUGGACCAGCAGAUCACUGCAGUCAUCAUCAACCGCAAGGAGCACAAGCUCAAGAAAGGCUGUGGCUAUCAUCUGGAUUUGCUGGUAGUGUCAGUUAUGUUGGGUGUAUGCUCCAUUAUGGGCCUGCCGUGGUUCGUCGCUGCAACCGUCCUCUCCAUCUCCCACGUUAAUAGCCUGAAGGUGGAGUCUGGCUGCUCUGCUCCAGGAGAGCAACCCAAGUUCCUGGGCAUCCGGGAGCAGCGGGUCACUGGAUUCAUGAUCUUUGUCCUCAUGGGUUGUUCUGUUUUCAUGACCUCAGCACUCAAGUUUAUUCCAAUGCCAGUCCUGUAUGGAGUCUUUCUCUACAUGGGUGUCUCGUCCCUCAAAGGCAUUCAAUUCUUUGACAGAAUCAAGCUGUUCGGCAUGCCCGCCAAGCACCAGCCCGAUCUGAUCUAUCUGCGCUACGUUCCGCUGUGGAAGGUCCACAUCUUCACCCUGGUGCAGCUCACCUGCUUGGUGCUGCUGUGGGUCAUCAAGGUCUCUGCAGCAGCUGUUGUGUUUCCAAUGAUGGUUCUGGCGCUGGUCUUUGUCCGAAAGCUGCUAGACAUUUUCUUCACUAAGAGAGAGUUAAGCUGGUUGGAUGAUUUGAUGCCAGAAAGCAAGAAGAAGAAAGAGGACGACAAGAAAAAGAAAGCACGAGAAAAGCUGGAGGAACAGUCCAGACUGCAGGAAGAGGAGGACAUGGGACUGAAGGUCAGCUUCGAAGGCUCAAACCGGCUCAGCAUCCCGGUGAAAACACUCUCAGGGAGUUCUGAUUCUGACCCCUUGGUUGUAAAUAUCUCUGAUGAAAUGGCCAAAACCGCAGCGUGGAAAGCAGUGAACUCGAGCGCAGAGUCAUGUGUCCAACCUGUGAAGCGUAGUGGAAGCCAGGAGAAGGUGGCCUGCGUUAGAGUCGACGUCAGCCCAGAUUCACCAGGAGGGGCCUCCACCACCGAGACCUUCCUGUGAUUAACGGAGGCCCUCCCACCCUCUUGAUACCUUCUCUCGCACAACACUUUACUCCGCUGACGAGCACCAUCUUAGUGGCAAAGGGGGCAUAGAACUGGAGCAGCACAACCUGCCUGCGGGUCUCCCUUUGUCAGGGCAGCAGAUGAGCUCCCUCAGGGCUGUGAGCCCUACUCCCAUGCACAAGCAGUUGCCAUGACGCACUGCAGAGCGCACAUCACCGAGGAUCAAAGGCUAUUACUGCCCACCGACGCUCACUGUUUAGGAACUUUUCUCAAUCUGCAAUUUGUCACACAUUAAAACCACAGAUGCCAAAGGAAGGGGCCUCACUGGUGAGGAUCUUGGACUGUGUGAAUCAAAUUUAGUUUUAACCCACUGUACAUUUUAAUUUUAAUGUUAUUGUUUUAUCUGGUCGCAGUACUGUACAUUUUCUUUGUAGCUCAGACACAAUGAGUUGCGCUGCACUGUUUGUUCAAAUGUAUUUAAGGUCGGAUUAAGACUCUUCACCAGCUUCAGAAUUCAUUUGAUUAAAGCCAUUCAGGUACUGUCAGUGCCAGCUGAUUAUAUUUCAUAAUUAGUCCGGCACAGUAAAUGAUACAAACCAAACCAGAGGUACAGUCAGAUAAAUACUACGACGCCACACUACUAUUAUACCACAUACAUCUUUGUAGAAUUAGCUCAUGACUCAUCUCUCCUGUCUGCAGGGGAACAGUAUUGAUAUCGCUGCUCGUAAGUUGGUCAGUUUUCACUGUAAACCUCACUGUUCAUAUUGUAUGUGAUCUUAUAGAAAAAUCAUUAUGUAUGUAUGUAUGUAAACUGUGUUGUUUUCAUUUGGAACAUUAGAGAAAACCUACUUCAGAGGCCAUAUGAAGUCUGUACUGUACAGUAAGCACUUUGCCAGUAUAGUUUCUUACCUGAAAUGGAUUAUAGUGUAUUCAUGACAAGGUCAUUUUUCUCAUCGCAUCCAUAGAGCUUAGAGUUGGGUCGAUUUCCGGUUUUGCUGGUCUGGUCUGGUGUAAAAGCUUAAACCGAUUUGAUUUUGUGCAAAUUUUGAUGGUUAAUUGGCAUUUGUCAUUAUGACAACUUCUAGCAAAUUAAAAAGUAGCUUACAUCAGCAACUUGUGCUGACAACGACUGUGUUAGGAGAUAUUCACACUAAGAGCUGGAGCAUGCUGUGUCACAAACUGGACUGUUAGUAAAUUCAGAGCGCUGUUGAAUGUACCGCUCAGUUAUCCUGAACAAAACACUCUGAGAGCGGCAGAGUGCGCUCUGGACACUCCUUCUGGGGUGACGAAGCGGAGCAGAUGUGUGAUAAACUUAACCAUUCGAUAAUUUUUGUAUAAAUAGAAUGCUAAAAUAUGACAACUAGUUAACAUAAUAUUAUGUUUGUUUAUCAUGGACUAAAGGAGCCACUAGUUUCUGACAGGCUGUGAGCUGAGCACCAACAACAUGAAGGAGAUUUUCAGUAGAGGUGGGAGGGACAGAGAGGCCACACUGUUUGUUUACUAGAAUGUGUUCUUUGGGUGAUGAGACAAGACAUGGCAGCAUUAGUCUCUCAAGGAAACAAUUGGCACCAGUAUGCCACCAGUAUAUACCAUUUUGGUUCUAAACCAACAAAAGAGGUGUUUGGUCUGGAAUGAUGUUGCGUUGUGUUGAGCUCAAACUUUUGUCUAGCACCCUAUUUUUAUUUAUUCCUGUUGCUCGCUUUGAAAGCUCCACAACAGAUGAACAACCAGGUUGUGCAGUUGAACCAGUUCCAGUAAAUAACACAAUAUAAAAUGUGUUUUUCGGUUUAAAAAGUACAAACAUUAGGAAAUAACAAGUACUCAACUAUGUUUUGAGCGGUUACAUGUCCAGUCUGAUCUCAAGUGCACAGCUGAUAUGGAUGUUGUUCAUUUACAUGACAUAACAAAAGUGCUUAUUUAAAGGAUUCAGUGUCAGAGAAACGAUGUUUCGUGAUGGGACAAAAUCAUCAGAUGCUAAUUUGCUGUUAGGACAUGGUGUCAUUUUGUUCCACUUCGGAGCGACUGCUGAGUCAAGUGUGACAAAAUUCAGUAUACCAGUCUGGUUUGCUGUUAGACUGAAAAUCAAACUGGUUUGAAAUUUUUUACACCGGCCCAGUCCUCAUAGAGCUGUUGUUCAAAUGUCAGUUAAAAAACUCAGGAAUCUUGAAUGAUUUCUGACUGUGGUCACUUGAUAUUUUUUUGUCACAGCGCAGUGAUAAUUAGUCUGCUGCAUUUCAAGUCAUCGCUGUUAUUACAACUAUUUUAAUAAAUGCUGUAAAUCAUAAAAUAUAGCGCGGUGCAGAAUAAAGAAGAGAAUAUCCCCGACCCCAGUUAGAUGCACCGGUUUUUAUACUGUCUGUAUAACUGUUGGUAAUAGUGUGUGUGUGUGUGUGUGUGUGUGUGUGUGUGUGUGUGUGUGUGUGUGUG